UUAAUAAGUACAAUCAUACUACAUAUAUUUUAUUAAUGGAGAAUUAAAGUUAUUGAUGAUUAAAGUUAUGCAUUGACAAUCGGUUAAAUAAAACAGGUCGAGUAAAAAGAACGAAAGAAGUAGCCUAUAGUAUUAACUUCUAUCAUAAUAUCCCAAAAAGGCUAAAAGCAAAAAAAUAAACACACACAUGUCCUCCACGGAUUAAAAAUGACAAAUUUUGCCAUUUAAUAAACAAAUUUGUUUAUCAAAAUGAUAAAACUGGGCUUCCUCAAUCUCUAAUUCUUCACUUAUAAAACACGACAUUAUAUCACUAUUAAACCCUAACUAUAAAACAUGACAUUAUAUCAUAAUUAAACCCUAAACAAUUCUUUUUAUUAUCACCAAAACCUAUAAAUAAAUCCCCAAACUUUAACCCCCAAAAUCUUGAAUUUCCAUCAUCUAUCAUCAUCAAUAUUCAAUCAUGGUGGUAAAACGCACAGAUUUCAAAUCAAUCCUUCCUUUUCUCCCGCCAUUAACGCCCCAACAAUCUGCCUCAAGCUCAAGCUCGCUCGCAUGGCCGAACCACCAAGUCACCGAUGCUCUGCAACAACUCGCGCAGGGUCCGACUCAGAGCCGGGUCAACUCAGGCGAACGCCUCUUCGCUGCAAUUUCCCGGAUCAGAGGUUCUCUCCCUCUUUCUUCCAAGGAUCGAUUGGCCAAAUCUACUGCUGUUGGGUUUGCCAAAUUCUUCAGUGAGAUGGUUUCGGAAGAACAAUCUCGAAGAUGGUUCGAAGAUGUUGUGCCCAAAAUGGGGGAUUUGGUUUUGCGAUUGCCGGCGCUUUUGGAAGCGCAUUAUCGUGAAUGUGAUAGUGUUGUUUCUGGGGUUUCUACUGGGCUUCGAUUGUUGGAACCCCAGCAACCUGGAAUCGUGUUUUUGAGUCAGCUUAUUGCUGCUUUGCUGUCAUGCUCAUUCUUUUGCUUGUUUCCAACUCUUAAUAGAAAGGCCAAACGUAUGAAAGCGAUCAACAUGGAUCAAAUAUUUUCGAGUCUUCAUGAUAGCUAUCAUGCAAAGCAAGAGAACAAAUUGAAGUGCAUCACACAUUAUUUUGAGAGGAUAUGUUCGUCAAGACCUUCAAAUUAUGUUUCCUAUGAAAGGAAGGUUCUCUCUCCGGAGCAGAACCCAUCUGUUGUUCCUCUUCCUUCAACUGAUUUUUGGGCGAAUUCUGCGGCUCCCCUUUGUGAGUUUAAGAUUUUCCCUACAGGCAAGAUAGAGCACCAUCCUCCAGGGUCUCUGGAAGUCGAUUUUGCAGAUGAAUAUAUAGGAGGACUUGUUCUGACCAAGGGGUGUGUCCAGGAGGAAAUUCGUUUCAUGAUGAAUCCUGAAUUGAUUGUUGCUAUGCUUUUUAUGCCUUCCAUGUCAGAGAAUGAGGCAAUAGAAAUGGAUGGUGCUGAAAGGUUCUCAAAUUAUAGAGGGUAUAAUGCUUCAUUUCAAUAUACUGGUGAUUACAUAGAUAGAAGGGGAGUUGAUGCUUUGCGGAGACGUGUGUCAAGAGUUAUUGCAAUAGAUGCACUGCGCAGGGCAGGAACAAAGCAGUAUCAGAGUGAAUUUCUCUUGAGGGAGGUUAACAAGGCAUUCUGUGGGUUCCUGGAUCAUUCUGAGUAUCUGCAGCACCAGCAAACGGUGCCUGGAUGCAAUGGUGGUAUUGUUACUGGAAACUGGGGCUGUGGUAUUUUUGGUGGAGAUCCUCAAAUUAAGUCAAUGAUACAGUGGGUUUCUGCAUCUCAGGCUUCCAGACCUUUUGUCUCGUACUAUACAUUUGGAUUGGAUAAAGUGAAAAAUUUGGAUCAGGUGGUUGAAUGGAUUGUGUCUCAAAAAUGGACUGUUGGAGACUUAUGGAACAAGCUGGUCGAGUAUGGUGUUCAGCGGGAUAGUAUAAAGAAGAUUGGUUUCUUUUCUUAUCUGCUUCCUUCUCUAAAGGAAGAGUCUGCCAGUUCCAAACACCGUCGUGGCAGUGAUGCUGAAGGGGAUUCUCGUGGCCGUGGCCGUGGCAGAUUCAAGAAAUGAACAGUGGCAGUGGACUGGCGGUCUGAUGGAAAUUGGAAAAAUCUUAAAUCAACCUCGUCAAUAUACAUACAAUACAGUAUAUGAAUACGUAUUUCCAUAAUUAGGUGCUACUUUUUAUUUUUAUUUUUAUUUUGGUCGUAAAUAAUUCAUAUCAACUGAAUAGAUAGGCCUAGGAGUAAAUUUAGCUGUUAACUGCAAAAAAUGUGUUUGUAGUUGAUGUUUCUAUUCAAAGUAAAAAAUUUGAAUAGAAUCGAUUUGUCUUAGAGUUAACUUUGAUUUGAGAAGGCAAAUAAAUUUAGAAUAAAAUUACAAAUCAAGCUGAGAUUCUGAGACCGAAAAUUGAAACAUGAAAGGAGUUGAAGGCUCUGCUAGAUAUGCUGAGAAAAUACAAGUUUCUCAACCUAUUAAAAGGGCUAUUUAUGUUAUUUCAUUGGUUUAGUAUGAGAUUGGGUUUGCUUUAGUCUUUGAUUUCUAGAACAGGUUAAUGGUUUGUACUUUUUGUUGACUUGGCAACUUUUCUUUGUUGGAGAAUAUUGAUUUAUUCUCAUUUCUAUUGAUUGAUGCUU
Messenger RNA from Chenopodium quinoa (quinoa), 2610 nucleotides. Its product is annotated as poly(ADP-ribose) glycohydrolase 1-like. NCBI's taxonomy places the organism in Eukaryota, Viridiplantae, Streptophyta, Magnoliopsida, Caryophyllales, Amaranthaceae. The record is from RefSeq and is a predicted model, not a curated record. The transcript is spliced from 9 exons. Gene Ontology annotation, molecular function: poly(ADP-ribose) glycohydrolase activity. Bases 461 to 2044 code for a protein of 527 amino acids. Gene Ontology annotation, cellular component: cytoplasm; nucleus. Gene Ontology annotation, biological process: nucleotide-sugar metabolic process; carbohydrate metabolic process; ATP generation from poly-ADP-D-ribose.